AUGGCAAACCUUGCUCAAGAUUAUCAUCUAUCCUCACACGUAGGAUCAAGUAGUAAUAUUAAUAUUAUUCUGAUGUUGAACAUGUACCUUCUCCCGCCCGGCAAAAUAAUUACCUACCUGGUUAUAACGAACGCUAGAGAGACAACAUUAUUACUUGCAAUCCAAUCCAAUUCAAUUCAAUUCAACUCAAUUCAUCAUCAUUAUUAUUAUUACCUAGCGCAGCCUCCGAGUAUGCCGUACCCUACUCGAGGACCUAACAUUCGGACCACAGGAUCUAGCGACUCCAUCCAUACUCCGUACUCUGUUGUAGGCAGUACCGUCGAUACUUAUAAAACAGCAGUAAUAAUAGAGGGUACCGUCCACGGUACUGCGUCCGGUGCUCCGGACCGUAGAGUACCUAGUACUCCAUACUCUAUACUUCUACCAUGGAAUGAAGAUGAUACCCACCUACCUAGGUACCUACCUAAGUACCUACCUAGCUACGUAAGGACAAGGAGACUAGUCCUAUCCCGUAAUAAUAAUGUCGAUCACGGGAUGCGCUUCCAGGGGUUUAGCUCGAAGGUAACUGCGUCGAAUCCUGAUAGAUGCCAAGCUCGCCCUAGGCCAAGAAAGGAUGGUGUCCCGGCAUUUGGAGCAAAGUCAGCGCCAGAGCCUAUCAACCGUUCGAACGGGUUCAAAAAGUCACAAGUUUCAACGCACACUCCCAUCCGCGCCCCCCAUGAUCAUUGA
Molecule: messenger RNA, 729 nt
Organism: Rasamsonia emersonii CBS 393.64
Lineage: Eukaryota; Fungi; Ascomycota; Eurotiomycetes; Eurotiales; Trichocomaceae
Exons: 10
Coding region: 1-729 (242 amino acids)
Source: RefSeq, a predicted model, not a curated record